Molecule: messenger RNA, 1146 nt
Organism: Sinocyclocheilus rhinocerous
Lineage: Eukaryota; Metazoa; Chordata; Actinopteri; Cypriniformes; Cyprinidae
Product: trypsin-2-like
Exons: 6
Coding region: 1-1146 (381 amino acids)
Biological process (GO): proteolysis
Molecular function (GO): serine-type endopeptidase activity
Source: RefSeq, a predicted model, not a curated record
AUGGAUCGUGCCACGGUGAGGCUUGACUUGCCAUGGAAGAGGGCCAAGAAAGUGACGCCUCGAGGCUGCCUCGAUGAGCGUUUUCUUUCUAGCCAUAGCCCUCCAGCUCAGGGCAGAAACCGGGACCAGUCUUCUGGGUUGGUGGAACAGAAAGUGCGGAGGAAACGACCAAUUUCUUGGUUUGCUCGUUCCACCUGGUCGUUAGCUUGUGGGUGGUAUCCUGAUGUUAGACUCACGGUUACCCCCAGUUUCUCCAUAAAGCUUUCCCACACACGAGAAGUGAACUUAUGUGGUCAAGCCCCACUUAACAAAAAAAUUGUUGGAGGGGAGAAUGCAACAGCAGGGUCUUGGCCGUGGCAAGUCAGCAUUCACCACAAGAUUUUAAGAGUUAAUUUCUGUGGUGGGAGUCUAAUCAAUAAAGACUGGGUUUUAUCUGCUGCUCACUGCUUCCAGGACUACAGUGCAUCCGUCAUUGUGAUGUACUUUGGGCGUUGGAGGCAGUGGGGCUCCAACCCUUAUGAGAUAUCUAGAACAGCGAGUCGAAUCAUCAUCCAUGCUAACUAUGACAAUCCUAAGUUUGACAACGACAUAGCACUGGUCAAACUCUCUUCUUCUGUGACUUUCUCUGAUUAUAUUAGGCCAGUCUGUCUGGCUGCUGCUGGUAGUAAAUUUGCUGCAGGUACAGAGAGCUGGGUAACUGGAUGGGGAAGGCUACAGUCUGAAGGCCAGUCUGCUAACAUCCUGCAGGAGGUGAUUAUACCAAUUGUGAGCCACAAGGACUGUAAUAAAGCUUACGGAGGGGGCAUCACAAACAAUAUGAUUUGUGCUGGAUUGUUAAAUGAGGGAGGGAAAAGUUCAUGUCAGGGAGACUCUGGAGGUCCAGUGGUCAGUAGGAACGGCUCCCUCUGGAUUCAGUCUGGCAUUGUAAGUUUUGGUGCAAAACGAUGUGAUGACCCCAAAUAUCCCAGUGUGUUUGUCAGAGUUUCUCAGUUCCAGUUCUGGAUCGACUCUAUCAUUGGAGGCAACUCACCUGGAUUUGUCGGAUUUAACAACAAUGGAUUCAGAAGUUCACUCAGCCUCCUUUUAUUUUCCAUUUCUCUCAUAUUCUUCAUUCAUUUCACCUUCUCCAUCUAUCUGUCUUCCUAA